AUGUCAUCAACAAAUUACAUAACGGAUGAGGUGGCACCAGAUAUGAUUUCCCCCCAUGAUCAUAGACCUUCCAAAGAUGAGCCUUUGAAGCAUCUAGAUACAGUUAUUGCUCUAUACGAUUUCCCUGGUACUCAGUCGUCUCAUUUACCACUAAACUUGGGCGACACCAUUCAUGUCUUAUCGAAGUCAGCAACUGGAUGGUGGGAUGGGGUAGUAAUGGGUAACAACGGGGAGCUUCAACGAGGCUGGUUUCCUCAUAAUUAUGUACGAUCGGUGAACUAUGUGCAACCAGUAUUGAAAAAACUAAAAGAUAACAAAGAUCUCGAUUCAAUAACCGCGGCUAACACGGCUGCUAAUGUGGUGAUGCCAUCUUUGACUAACUUGAUUCAAAAAAGCUUACAAGAAUCUGAACGGAACAGUCCUGCAAACUCAACAAGAAAAAACUCGGUGGUGAGUUUUGCUAGCUCUGAAACAAGCAUGCCAAGCGAUUCAAAGUAUACACAACAACAGACAAAUACGAAUCAAAACUCGCUUGAAUAUCAACUGAUCUCGUUGCCAUCUACUCGAGAUCACAGCACAGUGGACAUGCAACCAUCUUCACAACAACCUUCGAUUUCACACACUCUAACUGGAUUUGGAACUGGUGACGAUGAAAUCAUUCCCAUGGAAGUAGGAGAAGCAGAGAGAUUGAUGGAAGAGUACAGGUUCAAGUAUAACAAAACAGUGACUUGGAUUCCGCGAACGUCAACCAAGGGAGACAUAAUUUUCUACUGUGAACAACUUGAUGUAUAUUGUGAAUCGCUACCUUUGAUUUUGUUUGAUGCAGAGGCCCCGCUGCCAAACUUGGAAUACUCUGGAAGUGAAGUAAUCAUGGACCCGACCCCAAUUUCGGUUCAAGGGUCACAAUCGAUGGAAAACAUAUUGGAUACUCGAGAAGGAUCAACUGCAGGCUCGUUUGAUUCUACCAAGCGUGAUUCGAAUGUAUCGAUGAGCACUCAAAGUUCCGGGUCAUCAUAUCAUCGUUUCAGUCGGCCUUUUUUCUCUAUGGACAAUCUAUUCUAUAAACAUUCGUCAGACAUAGGUACGUGGAAUGAACUAAAGGAACAAUGUAAUUAUAUUUUGGAUUUGAUGUUGAAGGCUAUUAAGGAUCAAAACAGGCAGUUGUUUAGCACCCAUUUUUCCCGAUUGAAUAAACUUGUGGUGGCUUUGUGUGCUGCAGUCAGAUUGAACCAAGAAGACUACGUUGACACCAAGUAUGAGAGCUCUACAAGAAGAAAGUUGAAACGUGUGUGUGCGUCAUUUGCUCAAAUUUACAUUAACGGUAUCUUACAUUUAAGUGUGUUGCACUACUCCCUCGAUGGAUUUAAUGAGGGUCGUUUAUUUGGUUACGACAUGAGCAAAUUGAAUCGAUCCAGCUCUAACAGCGCAUUUCAGUCACCAGCAUCCUCGCUCUCAACAAUACGUCAGGGUUCAGAUGAUAGCACUCGUUUUGCCCAAAAAUUGAGCCAGGACAAGAAUAAUGAAGGAAAUAGUGAUAUUAAUUAUAUUAACCAGUUGGUUUAUGAAAUUGAUAAUUUGCGUGAGAAUGUCGACUCAAUUGUGAAAAUAUUUCUUAAGCUUAGCACGAAUAAAAAAAUCAGAAAUUCUGACUAUGACUCCUCAGAUGCAUCAGAUGAUGAAGGUGAAGAUCGAUUUGAUAUUUUGCCACAAGUAUAUCCUCGGUUUUUGGUCGACGAAUUUAAUGGCGGAAACUGGUGCAACCCGUUUUUUUCCACAAAGAACACCGUUUUGAAUGUCAGUGGGGACGACUUGAAGAAUCGCUAUCAUACAAAAAUUAUAAUUGAUCAUUCUGCGUACGAAUCCCUUUCCCAGUAUGUCGAUAAGAUAGUUGAUGCGUGUGAGAAUAUAUUGGAAGCUCUUGAUCCAAAAGUUCAAACCACCUUUUAUUAUAAUGAGAUGUUAAGAAGUGAAAGGAACACGCAAAUUUUGCGUUUAACUUAUAAAUCACUUUACCAUUGCAGUGCUAUGGUUGAUUUGAUAGAAUCUUUUGAUUUUACUGUGUUUUGCAGUGUCAAAAGACAUAUGGCUAACGCAAUUGAUGCAGAGGAUGAAAGUUUUGAGAAUCCAAGUGUUUGGGGAGAUCACUACGAUUCAAAUUUAUCAUUUGACUAUCCUGUCGUUUUAGAGUUCUUCCGCUUGAAACAAGAAUUACAUGAUUUGGUUGCAAAGAUUAUCAUGGCAACCCAGUCAUUGACUUUGGAAGAUCCUGAAGUCUUUAAAGGUUUGAAAGAAGAAGAUCCUUUAUUCUAUAACCGUGAAAUAUCAAAAAUACCCAAGGAGAAGGCAGCGUUGUUGUUAUCAUCUAUUUUAAAAGAGCAGCUCACCUUUAAGGAUGGAGGAGCUAUUUCACUAAACCCAGACACAUUGUUGUCAGGAUAUUUAGUAGAGAUCACUAAGACCACAAAAGCUGUGCUCUUGAUAACUCAACAAUUGAUUGAGGAGCGAGAAACAAUUAUCAAUUACGCUACACGAGUGAUGCAAGACAACUUCGAUGUGCAGUUAUUACUUGUUGAAAGAAAUAAUACGUCGUCGUCAGAAAAGACGGACGAGAACUCAUACUAUGUUGGUGGCCAUAAAAAGUCAAAUGAUGUUCCAUGGUAUUUGGAAGGUGAUGAUGAAUAUGAACUAUUGUUGGAUGUGAAGGGAAACAUUAAGGGUGGCUCAAAGGAAGCCUUGGUGUCUCAUUUGACGCACCACCUUUUGCUUGAUAGCAAUUUCAAUUCAGUAUUUUUAUUAAUGUUUUCUUCCAUGAUGCUGCUUGGCGAAUUGAUAUCUUUACUAAUUGCCAGGUUCAAUAUUGAACCUCCGGAAGGUUUGAGUUAUGAGGAAUACAACCUAUGGGUUUCGAAAAAGAGGAACCCUAUACGCUUGAGAGUUAUGAAUAUUAUGAAACUUUUGCUUGAAAAACAUUGGUCUCAGUCUUAUUACAAUGAAACUGUUCUUCGCAGAUGGUUGGCGUUUGCUCAAUCGAGCCAAGUUCAAACCUAUUCAAUGGGAAGUUUGUUAGUUAAUUAUUUGGAAAAGCUACUUCGUGGUGAGAUAAUUUAUGUCGAAAGAGAUCCUGUCAUUCCAAAUACCAAGCCUCCUGCUCCAUUAACCAAAGGCUCGUCUUUACUGAAAAAGCCAAGGAUAAUGGAUAUUGAUUAUGUCGAGUUGGCACGUCAAUUGACAUUACGUGAGUUCAAAUUGUAUUGCAAGAUUACUAAGUUUGCAUGUUUAGCAAAAGUUUGGGGUAAGAAGUCAGGGCUCAGUGAGAGCAUUGAUAGUAUCACUCAAUUCAUCAAAGCUUCCAAUCAGUUGACUAACUUUGUUGGAUACAUGAUUUUGAGAAAAGCAGAUCCGAAGAAAAGGGUCCAAAUUAUUCGCUACUUUAUUCAAGUAGCCGAUAAGUGUCGACAAUACAAUAACUUUUCAUCGAUGACAGCAAUUAUAUCUGCUUUGUACUCGUCUCCAAUCCAUCGUUUAAAGAAAACGUGGGAGUAUAUGAAUUCUGAUGCGUUGUCCAAUUUAAAGAACAUGAAUAAAUUGAUGAAUUCAUCGAGAAACUUCAACGAGUAUCGAGAUGUUUUGAAGUUUAUUGGAUCAGAGCCAUGUGUGCCAUUUUUUGGUGUGUACUUAUCUGAUUUGACAUUUGUUUACCAUGGCAACCCUGACUAUUUAUAUAACAGAACAAGACAAGUAAACUUUGCUAAACGUACUAAAACCUCAGAGAUUGUUUCGGGAAUAGAUCGUUUUAAAACUAUGGGGUAUAAUUUCCAGGAGGUCCCUGAGAUUCAAAAGUUUCUCGAUGCAUGGUUUGAGAAGUGUCCUACGAUCGAUGAACAGUACCAGCUAUCGUUGAACUUGGAACCUCGAGAACAACAAGCUGGUACCAGUAAUAGUAUUACUACUGCAAACACCACCACCAUCAAGAGUUUCAAGCCGUUUUCACUAAAGUAG
Messenger RNA from Candida dubliniensis CD36, 3999 nucleotides. RefSeq names its product Ras family guanine nucleotide exchange factor (gene CSC25). Gene Ontology annotation, biological process: Ras protein signal transduction; positive regulation of GTPase activity. NCBI's taxonomy places the organism in Eukaryota, Fungi, Ascomycota, Pichiomycetes, Serinales, Debaryomycetaceae. The transcript has a single exon. The coding region runs from base 1 to 3999 and encodes 1332 amino acids. Gene Ontology annotation, molecular function: protein binding; guanyl-nucleotide exchange factor activity. Gene Ontology annotation, cellular component: plasma membrane. The record is from RefSeq and is a predicted model, not a curated record.